Clonostachys solani is the source of this 3231-nucleotide messenger RNA. NCBI's taxonomy places the organism in Eukaryota, Fungi, Ascomycota, Sordariomycetes, Hypocreales, Bionectriaceae. The record is from the annotation of a GenBank genome assembly.
AUGACGUCUACACAAUCCCGGCUGCGGAGCCUGUCACUCGGCGAGAAUGGCAAAAACGGGCCUCCGCAGCCGGCUCGAUUCUACUUCGAAGCACCCCAAAGAGCCGCGAGCAGGACUCAGCGAUCGACGGUACCUCGAAGAACAUCCACCCCGGCCGGCCUCAACCACCACGCCCUCGGGAAGGACGUGAACCAGGACCUCGAGUCGGCCUUCCGCGACAUCGCGCGUGAGCAGGUUGACCGGGAGAGUCUGAGGGAGCUCGCCCAGUUUCUGCGCAACACUGGCCCUCCCGCGGCUCCCAACACCCCCUUGGUGGAGGAUUGUUUUGGUCGCAAUGGACCCGGGGAGAACCGAAGGUGGUCGAUACGGUCUUUGAGGGCAGGCAGCAGAGGGAGCAAGAUGCAGCAGCGUCCUGUUUCACUCAAUCUGGGCGACCGCGCCACGAGGCGGACAACUGCGGCUGGGCACUCGUACUUUGCGAUAUCUGUUCCCGCACCACCCGCGGCGCCCACUGUCUCGGAUCGACGAGCAUCCCUUCAGUCUCGCCUGUCAGCCAUCCACAGGUCGCACCUUGUCUCGCGCUUGAGCGCCAUCGAUACCGAGUCUCUGGCCCCCAGGUCGUCGCACGAUCUCCACAGUCCCAAGAGCCAUACGAGCUCCAACACGCAGAGAUUUCUCGACCGAAACACGACCAAGGCGGGCGACGUCGCGGCUGUUGUAUCGAGACACCCGAGUCAACAAGACCCGAACUCCUUUCGACUAUCAAUCAAAGUCACCACUGCGGACCGUGGCGUGAAGUCCUUUAUGAGGCUGGUGGACGAAUGGCUUGAGAUCCAGCACGGCGAGGCCGUAUCCCCGAACAGCAAACCUGCUUCAGUGAAUGGCUCGAACCACCAGGCGGAAGAUUCAGGCGUCGUUGUUCUCAGCGCUCUCGGCCCAAACAGCUCUCCUGCUCCCAAGAUCGAGGUUCGGCCCUCUCCCUCCGCCACGGAAGAAAGGCGAGCGCCUCUCCUAGAGCUCCCGGCUACACCGCCAAUCAAUGCAAAGAAAAUGAGCUUCCCGGAUGCUGCAAGCGCUCUCCACGGUGGUCCCAAGGGAGCUGAUGCGUUAUCUACUGCGUCGCCGAAGUCUCCUGAAAGUGCUAAGCUCUCCGCUUUUCCUAACUCGAAGUCGUCGCAAAUGACGUCUCCAAAGUCGCCCAAACCGACCAAGAAACCAGGUAACAUCAUGGUCAAGUCGAUGCUGGAGGUACCGCAAGGACCGAAUCUAUUCCCCGAGUCUCCUGGAUUUCCGAACAUGUUGGCAGCCAUGUCAUUCCCAUCGCCACCCGAAAGCAUUCGAUCACACUCCGCAUCCAAUAGUAUUUCAUCAACGGGCCCUACAACGCCCCCAUCCCUGAGCCCUUUGUCGAGACACCCCCCUCCUCAAUCUAACCUGGACCAACGGCUUAUGCAGCCAGAGCGACCGCCGCUGAGGCAAUGCAAGUCUGAGAGUGCCACACACCCGUUGUACAUGUCAACACAUCAUGGUACGUUUCCCACGGACCUAUCUAGCGGGAGAAGUCUGGAGGAUGAAGCCUCAUUCCACUCUGCUCAUGUCUCUGUCAACAUGUCGGGUCUCGAUGUAGAUGGAACGUCGUCAUCAAAGAAGGAUAGGAGGUCAUCACAAGAGUCCGUGGACCUGACUGAUUCUAACCCUCACCGGCAAUCAACGGUCAGCACAGUAGACUCCUCCUUGCCGCCUGCAGUCAUGAGUGACAGCCAUCGACACUCAAUUGCAAGCGUUACCUCGGCUACGAGUGGGUUAAGUGAAAGGACUGAAGUGACGGAGAAGAUUGGCAGACGGUCAAACAGAGAUUCGGUAGAAUCGUUCAGCGAGACUAGGCUUCCGUUCCGUUCCCAGAGGUCGAGUAUGACUGGAUCCUUGCGCUCUUUUUCCUCCGCCGGGACGAGCGCGACGGCAACUAGUCUUGCCGAGAGAAGAAUGGCAAGGAGAAACAAGGUGCGCGAGAAGCUACAAAGGGAUCUCGAAGCAACCAAGCCAAGCCUGACGGUGCCACAUGACCACAUGGCUGAUAUAGUAGACUCACCUGUUCUUGGCUGGUUUCCUCACCACGCACCCUCUCGUAAAGGCCUACAGGGCUCUUCACCCCUUGCACAGCAGUUCUCUACCUCAACGGACGUGUCCAAGACAGCCAACGGAAACGGCCCGGGCCACAAGCUCCGGAGAUCCUCGGUACAAAACAUUGUGCAGCUGAUUCCGGAGACUGUUCAGGAAGCAAACUCGCCCAAAACACCACCUUCACAAGCCUGGACUUUUACAUCAAUCAUGGUGGAGACGACUGAGCCUGAUUUCGAUAAUGAGCUCGAGCCUGUGCCUGAGGAUGCUCCAGCGCCCCCUAUUACAGCGUUGAGCAUGACCCCGAUCAUGGUAGUUGCAAGUAUCGAGGCGCGGUCACCAACAUCCUCUCUCCGCCCAUUAUCCCUAUUAUCUACCGGAUCGUCACCCCCGAGCCUCCCUCCACGGUCCAAUCUCCGGCCAGAAAAGGCCAACAUCCGCCAACGCCCUCUUCCCAUCCGGGUCUCAAAAAACCCGCUCGACUUGACUGUCAACACUAAGACGUCCUCCAAACGAAACAGCAUCUCGAAUAUCUCGACCAUCUUCACUUCCCCGCCGCCGAGCGACUCUCAACCUUCUCCCCGGAACAGUGCACCCUCUCUAGGUAUCGAGGAGAGCCCCGAGUCUUCCACCAGAACGUCGUCCACAACCUCACAGGACAAAGAGACCCAGUGGCUCACAGCACACCAAAAGCAGACGGCGCAUGACUGGCGCCUGGCGGCACUCAAGGAGAGAAUGCGAAGGGAGCUGGACAUAUACAUGGACGAGGACGAUGUAGAGGACGAUGCCCACUCGGAAGUGGAAAACAGGCGGAUCCGCGAAAGGCACACCAGCAAGACGCUCAAGGUGCUCAACGCAAAUGCAACCGAUGGCGACAAGACGCCUACGUCAGAAGCCAGCGUCGAGGGGGAAGCUGCUAUUUCCUCCCACAACAGCGUGGAGAAGCAGCUGUUGCGUGCCAUCGUGCCUCUCCUCGAGAGCAUGGACAGCACAUUGAAGGAGAUGCAGAGGGGGAAUGUCAACCGGGAGCUGUCCAAGAAGUUCAUGGACUCUGCCUUGGAUAUUGCUCAUCCUUUAGUGGAGAGCACUAAGCGGGAAUCAUCGGACAUCUGA